Molecule: messenger RNA, 1194 nt
Organism: Naegleria lovaniensis
Lineage: Eukaryota; Heterolobosea; Eutetramitea; Acrasida; Naegleriidae
Exons: 1
Coding region: 1-1194 (397 amino acids)
Biological process (GO): L-cystine transport
Cellular component (GO): vacuolar membrane
Molecular function (GO): L-cystine transmembrane transporter activity
Source: RefSeq, a predicted model, not a curated record
AUGAGGGAAAAUGUUAUCUUUUCAGCACAUCAUCACCCAUUGUGUUUGUCAUCCGAAAGCUCUGACUGCAUGAACUACUAUGCGUGUACAAAGAAUAACACCAAUAAUAAUAGAACAUACAAUUCCUCGUCGUAUGAUGUCGGUGAAUAUAAAUCAUCCAAUGACACAUUUAAUAAUUAUUUUAUGAACACUUUACUGGUUUUGAAGAAGAAGCUUCAUCAUCAUACAACAACAUUCAUUCAUCAUUCCAAAAUCUUUCAUCAUUUUAUUACCAGCAUAAUGAUGAUACUAUUCAUUCAUGGCAACAUGAUUCAUGCUGCUACCACAGAGAAACCAAAACCCGAAUUGGAGCCAUCAAUUUUGACAUCAUUAGCUUCUAUCUCUGGUUAUUUAGCCACUUUUUGUUUCACCGUACAAUAUCUUCCACAAGCUUAUUUAAAUCAUAAAAGGAAAUCAGUGAAAGGAUUUAGUACUACCGGAAUUUUGCUGAAACUUGUUGGAGCAUCGUAUUUGGGGGUGAACAGUUUUUUGAUGGGAGAAGCAUUGAGCGUUGGUCUUUAUGGAACUUUAAAUAUUUUACAACAUUCGGUUUUCAUGAUUCAAUUUACAAUGUUCACAGGUAGAAAAAUAUUCUUACUUUGUCUUUUUAUUCCUUUGUUGCCCAUAAUUACUGGUUAUAUGUAUCCCAAUUCGAUUCCAUAUACAAAUUUGAUCAAACCAGUUUCACAAAUUGUGAGUCACAUACCACAAAUAAUUGUGACAUGGGAAGAUAGAAGCACAGAGGGAGUUUCACUUAUAUCACAACAUUUAAAUUUAUUAGGAGGUAUUUGUGGUGUAUUUAUGUAUUCAGUGUUCACACCAAAAUCUUUCUUUACUAGAUUGGUUUAUUGGAACAGUUUACUUCAAGCAUUGUCCAUUUAUUUCUUAGCAGUCUACUUUGAUGGUUGGGGUCGAUUGCGUAACUCUUUCGUCACAUUAUUUGAAAAAAGUCCAGAUCCAACAAAUUCCCCUCCAAACACUGAAGAACAACAAGAAAUAGAGAAAGCCAUGAAUCAAGCAUCCAGUACCGGAGUGACUACUUCCAACAUCAUUACUGGAACUAGUGCUAGCACAUCGUCCACUCUCAGAAAUACUUCUCAUCAACAAGGUGCGCUUGAUAUUGAGAUAACGUCAAUAACUAGCAAUAUCGAAUAA